Messenger RNA from Asparagus officinalis (garden asparagus), 610 nucleotides. RefSeq names its product macrophage migration inhibitory factor homolog. The record is from RefSeq and is a predicted model, not a curated record. Bases 103 to 450 code for a protein of 115 amino acids. Lineage: Eukaryota; Viridiplantae; Streptophyta; Magnoliopsida; Asparagales; Asparagaceae. Gene Ontology annotation, molecular function: phenylpyruvate tautomerase activity. The transcript has 3 exons.
GGCAGCAGGCUGCAAUAAUAAAAAUCCCAUUUUUGUGUGAUAGAAAGGAAAAGAAUCCAAAAGAGGAGAAGGAGAAGAGAAGAGAAGAGAAGAGAGGGGGAAAUGCCGUGCCUAAAUCUCUCCACCAACGUCGACCUCGAGAAAAUCGACACCUCAGCCAUCCUCUCUGAGGCGUCGAAGACUGUCGCCACUGUCAUCGGCAAGCCUGAGAGCUAUGUGAUGGUGGUGCUCAAAGGAUCUGUGCCCAUGGCAUUUGGGGGAUCUCAGGAGCCUGCUGCAUUUGGUGAACUGGUUUCCAUUGGAGGCCUUAACUCUGACGUCAACAAGAAGCUGAGUGCUGCCAUUGCUUCAAUCUUGGAGACCAAGUUAUCGAUUCCCAAGUCACGAUUCUAUCUCCAAUUUGUUGAUACAAAGGGUUCAUUCUUUGGGUGGAAUGGAUCAACUUUCUAGAUUAUGUAUUUCUCUUGGCAUGUAAGCCUUAAUGUUUUCAAAUGCAGAUGCAGUGCGUAAAAGACUUAUAGGUAAUUUGACUAUUUCAGCAUUUAGCUGCUGUAAGGAUAACUAAACUUUUGUGUUAAAUCUGUGAUGCUACUCUCGUGCGCUUCUCUCA